Durio zibethinus is the source of this 704-nucleotide messenger RNA. RefSeq lists its product as uncharacterized. Lineage: Eukaryota; Viridiplantae; Streptophyta; Magnoliopsida; Malvales; Malvaceae. The record is from RefSeq and is a predicted model, not a curated record.
AUCUUCCUGCAGUUUCCAUAUACUCUUUUCCUCCCAUUGUAUAUAAACAAUAUAUCAUUGUUGAAUGAAUCCACUAAUAUUGUCUCAAGUUUCAUUCAAGUCUGUACAACAUGGGGAAUUCCAUGGGGAAUUUCAUUGGAAAAGGGUUGCCAUCUACACAGAUGUUAAGCUUUGUGUUUAAAUCACUUUACGAACAGUUCGCUGAAACAGAAAUCAAGGACUUCGAUGAUUUCCGUGCUGCUAUUCUUGAUACCUUGAAUGUUAUUAACUCAGCAUUGCCUGGUAAACAUUAUGAUGCUCCUGCUCGCAGUGAAGUAGAGAAAUGUUUUGAAGAAUGGAAAAAUGAAAGAGAGGCAGCUAAAAAGGAGGUGUUUAUUCAAUUUAUGAAGAAAAUAAAGCUUAGCAAGCUGGAUUACACAACUAUUUUGACUGGUAUAGUAACCCCUCCGGCGGCCAUGGCAGCUAAGAAAGCAGGAGAACUUUUGCCACAUUUGAGUAUGAUUAAGAAUAUUCCUGAUGUUGCUUUUGUUCCAUUAGUGACCAUGAUUGCCCUAGUCAUUUCCAAGCUGUCCAGAAGGCUUUACAGGCGAAGCCUGCAGUCCGAACCCAGCCGAUCCAUGUCUUUUAAUGGAGAUGAGACCAAAGACCUUGAGCCCGUGCCAGAGAAGCUUCUUCUAAAAUGAAAGUAAAAAAUAAAAAAAUAG